UUCCAGUAGUGGUCAAAAGGAGUCAACAAGCACCAUUUCGAUGUCGAAAAGGGUUCACCUCACAAAAUAUGAUGGCUGCGGUGUCAUUUGAUCUUAAUUUUUUAUUUGUAUGCACAGGAUGGGAAGGCUCUGCUGCCGAUAUGAGAGUACUUCGAUGGGCAUGCGAAAGAGGUGGUUUCGUUGUUCCCGAAGGCAAGUAUUACUUAGUAGACUCGGAAUAUGCAAAUACUGAAGAAUUUCUUGCACCCUAUAGAGGAGAGCGUUACCAUAUUAGUCAGUUUGACGCAAGCACACGAGCCCGCGUUCAUCGAAAUCCACGAGAUUUGUAUAACCACCGGCAUGCUCAAUUAAGGAAUGUGGUUGAGAGAACAUUUGGCAUUUUGAAGAAGCGUUUCAAAAUUCUAAAUGUAGCAACACCAUUUUCGUAUAAAGUUCAAUGCUUGAUUGCUAUGGCAUGUUGUAUAAUACAUAACUUUAUUCGCCGUCACCAAGCAAAUGAUAACAUUUUUCCUGAUGAGGGUCCAGAUGAACAGAACGCUGAAAAUGAAGGUGGAGUGGACGAUUUAGUGGGAGUAAUUGAGGACUCCCAAAAUGGUGAGGAUCUACGUGCUAAUAUUACAAAUCAAUUGUGGAACACUAGAAUAUAAUUUUAUAUAAAUUAGAUAAUUGUAUUGAUAUUUGGUAGAAAUGAGUGUAGUGGUUAUAUUGUUAUUUGACAAUUGGGGCUGAUUAUGAUGUAUGAGAUAGAUAUACUUUGUAACACUUGUUUUUUUAUGUCUGUUAUGGAACAUGUAUUAAUGUUAUAUAUUGUGAUGAUAUUUUCUGCGUUGAAUAUUGGUAGGUAGAUAUGUUGGUAG
This is a messenger RNA of Ananas comosus (pineapple), 857 nucleotides long. RefSeq lists its product as uncharacterized. The coding region runs from base 69 to 647 and encodes 192 amino acids. NCBI's taxonomy places the organism in Eukaryota, Viridiplantae, Streptophyta, Magnoliopsida, Poales, Bromeliaceae. The transcript is spliced from 2 exons. The record is from RefSeq and is a predicted model, not a curated record.